AUGGCGAAAGGUGCAACGAAGAGAUGCUGCUAUGAUUGGGCCUUGACUUCCCUUCAAAGGAACAAGUUGCAGCAUGCCCUAUGUGGAAACGGGGCAGGUGGGUCGCGCACCACUGCGCGAAAGAGAAAAGAGAGCGAAGUGCGAGCAGAUCCAGUUGCGGGUUUUGAUUUGUCUCAGCUUGCUCCACUGCUCAUGCUUUUGCAGCAGGUUUUAGCUUUGGUUAACAGCGGCAGUUUUGAUUUGCAAGACGUGUUGCAAAAGUUAGGUGCUGUGAUGAACGGUUCUUCCAAGAAGGGAGGGACUAACACACCGACCAAAAAAGAGGCGCAAGAAAAGAAACCAUUUUCUGAAAGGACUUUUGCCGAUUCGAAACAGCAGCUUGACAAAGCUGCGCCAUCUAAGCCAGACAAAGGGUCGACCGACCCACAUCCUGCGGGUCGCACAUUUGUGCAAGUUGCAGGAGCUGCAGGUGAGAAGCAGGUUUUCCAACCGGUAUGGCAACUGAGGCCUUCAGAUUGGGACGCCAGCAUUUUGUCCAUUGAUGAAAUCACGCAUAGGAUUUGUGAAAAGAGCCCUGCCAAACUUCAGGCAGUGUCCUUUGUGCAGAAUGAUAGCGAACUGGACGAACUUCGUACUCUGCUAUCUGGAUUUGAGGACGCCAGUCAUGAACUUGGUAUCACCGCAAUCAUGUUGGCAACAAAGGGUGACACACCAAAGCAAGAUGGUGAAAUCAUCCAGGUGCCAGGCAAGAGGCAAGGCAAAGUGACACCGAGAAUGGCACACGUCGUGAAGCUUGGUUCCAAUUGCCCGUCCUUGAAGAGAACAAUUCGACGCAUCGAAUCUACCCCGGAGAUGGUCAAAACAGUCGUGCUUCGACUCGCCACUGAGGCACGCUACCACGAUGAAAGCAAGUGGAAGGCCAUCCUUGAGCACUCAUCACACGCUGCGCACAAGUGGUUGCAUUCCAACUUGCCUGCUGUAAUGCAGCGCAAAGUCAGAGACACUUGGGGAUGGCAGUUGGAAUCCUCAAAGGGUGGUGGAAAAGCGUUGGUCACUGCUAUGGUUCGUGUGGAGCACACAGCGGUCAACUCCAUGCUUUCCCUCUCAGGUAAAGAGUCUUGGUUUAUCGAGCCUUUGCGCUGGGAUCAGCCUGAUGUGCCUGCUUGUGAAGUCAAGUGGGUUAAAAGGAACCCCGAAGAGCCGGGACCUCAGUAUGCAAACCGAGUACAUGCAGAGGCUGGGAACCUUGGAGUUGCCCGAGGUUGGAAAAGCCUCGGUGUUCGUGUGCCUCGGGGAUCUGAGACAAGAAGCAAGACCCGUACCAAAACAUGGAGGGUCACUGGGGUUCCAAGUGAUUGGAGCCACGAGCCAGUCUUCGCAGAACUUCAGGCAGCUGGCCUGUCCAACUUGCAGCUGACGAGUCGCAAGUCUUAUGGCAGAAAAGCAACGCUUUUUCUGACAGCCUCCUGUGAGAAUGAUGUUGAUUUCGUUGAAAUUCGUUUCGAAGGAAGCCCCAUGAUUGCAACAGCUUUCAACCCUGCCAAGCAUCACCGGAGUGAGCGCAAGCCCCUGAAGUCUGGUAGUGGCCUGUCUUUUGCUCCUGAUGCCUUCCCGUCCGAGACAGAUACCCAUGGCAAAUCGGUGAGAACUUCCUUCUAUGUUGCUUCACCGGUGAAGAAGAAGCAAAAAGUUGAAGAGGUUGCUGAAACCCAGCUAGAUGCAAGCCAACCAGAUUCAUCUAUGGAUACCAGAGAACCUGCAGAAGCGACUUCACCCCGUGAGGGCGCUGCAGGAAAGCGAGCAGCCGGUUCGCCCAACAAGGGCGAUGAUUGUGCGCCCAGGUCCAAAGUUCUUAAGCGACCAGUGCCGAGUGGUAUGAGUCGUGUGAAGAAUGCUGGGCAAGGGAAUUGUCUGUUUGAAGCCAUCGGUCAGGCUUUGAGUCCGAACAAGCCGAAGCAUGGCCGAACUGUGCGUGCUGCAAUUGUGACCCAUUUGCGACGUCACUCAGACCGCUACCAGCCUUGGUGGGACGCUUUGGGGCCUGACGGCAAGUCUUGUGACAGUUUUGACGCCUACCUCAAGCUCCUCAAUAAGCCUGGCGCUUGGGCGGGCUGUUUGGAGAUCGCCGCCGCCGCGGCGCACUAUGACAAAGCCAUUUACGUUUUUGGUCCUGUCUUGCAGUCCCAUGUUGAGGGAUACAAUACGUCUUGUGCCAAUGGUUAUCUCUCUUUGUGGUAUGAGGAUAACCAUUACGAGUGGCUCAAAGGUCCGGUUCCCGAUGAUGUCCGCAAAAAUGUUUGCAAUGGUCCUUUGCAAGGCGGGCGGGGAGGCGCGACCUCCAGCAAAGUUUCGACUUCUGCAUCUGGGCGCACGAGGUCCUCUGCGUUGCCGCCCCCUCCAAGUUUUGGCGGGCGUACCAGAAAGUCUGCCUUGCCUGACCUCCCGGUGCCCUCUGUUCUCAGUGCUCAGCGGAACACCCAGGUGUCAGCAAAGUCUGUGAGCAGCAGCCGUUGUCUUGAUGAGGUUGAUCUUGCUGAUCGUGAUGACAUGCCGGAUCCUCCACCAGUUACGUCCGCCAGGGACAAGAAUCAGCCGCAAGAUUGGGUUUGCCCUGAAUGUGGAUUCAGAACUGGUCUCCAUAAGAAUUGGAGCAAAAUCCGUAGGAACCAUGUGGUGACUUGGCAUGCUGAGAAGAAGAAUUUCUACAACCGACACAGAGUCGCUGACCUGAUCCCAUGGGAUCCCGACCUUUGCUCUUGGAAAUGCCCUCUGUGCGCUUCGGGUGUCCCAAAGACUGUCAGCGAUGUUGAUAUGCAUUACAGAAUGCGUUUGGCUCACCGUGAUAGAUGCCACCCCAGGGCCAAACGCCAGCGUUUCGUGCGUGCCCGAGGCAGCAGUGCCAAUGCACGAAAGGCGACCAUCGCCAAGACUGCUGCAGGCCUGGCAAGAAGAAUGGUUGAUUUGAAGGCCGGUGAGCAGGGAGAGCACGAUUGCGAGAUCCUCCAGCUCCCACAUGUUGGCAAAGGCAAAGCUGUGCGUCGAUUCCACAACAAGCUUUUUUGUAAGAAGUGUAAGGCCUUGGCAAGCUCCGUCAAGAAGCUUUCAAGCGUGAGAUGCGAUGCCUCCUUCAAAGGAGGUCCGAAGCGAAAGCAGCUGAUUGCUAGUUUGCAAAAGUUUGCUGAUAAGCUCAGUGUAGGUUCGCAGGAGCACACCGCAACCUUGCAGGUGGUUUCGAAGAUUUCUCCUCCUGCCAAUGUGGAUGAGCUGGUCCCAAGAGCCCACAAUGUGGUCCAGGUCCAGACGCCAGGCAAACGCAAGCAGGCCGCUUUGUUCUGCACUCGCUGCCGUCGCCUGUCUGCCACAAAGAAGCAUUUGAAUAAGUUCAACUGCAGUUCAGCAGCGGUUUGGUCCCCUGCGCGUGAGCGGGUCUUGCGACAGCAGCUCAACCCCAUGACUGUACUUGAAGCUGCCAAUGGGGGACAACGAUGUCCCAAGCAUGAUGGUGCCUUGCGAAUCGCCACACUCAAUGUGCGUUCUCUCAAGGGCAAAAUGCCCGAAGUGUUGCAACUGGCUGACAGCUUGUCAGUCGAUAUUUUGUGUCUGCAGGAAGUCAGACUUUCUGAAGAUAACUUGCUGGCCGCGUCUCACGCAGCCAAGCGCAGUGGUUGGCAAUUUUUCGCUAGCCCUUGUGCUAUGAACAAUGCGGGAGCACCUACUGCCGGUGUUGCCAUACUUAGCAAAUGGCCUGUUGACAAAUAUGUGUUACCUGACCCCUCCUGUGUUCUCCGGGCACAACAAGGCAGGUGGCAAAUCAUGAGAGUGCACAGGCCUGGUUCACGGCCUUUUUUGUGCGUCAACCUUUAUUUGCAUGCUUCGGAUAAGAUGCAAGCCCGGAACUUAGGUAAGAGUCUCUUUGAGGCGAUCGCUGUCAGCGGUGAAGAUUGCAUCUUCAUAGGUGACUGGAACUGCACCGCUGAAGAAGAGCCUGUGCGUUCAGUUCUUCGCAGUGGGUGUUUGCAUAUGGCCGAUGAUGUGGCUGGCAUUGAAACCCUAGCCAUUCCGACUCACGACAAAGGUCGGCAUAUUGACUUUGCUUUACACUCUAUAGGUCUUGUCCCUUGCGCCAGAAGCCAGUCCGCAGGGAUUGCUGACCACUGCGCAGUCAUGUAUGAUUUUGCGGUUGCCGGUUUGGAGCCUUGUUUCAAAGUCCCUCCUCCUAAGACCUUAAAGGCAAAAGAACCCGUCGAGCAAGAGCGGUGGGAUGCUUCUUUUCCUCUUGAACGGUUUGAUUUGUUGUUAGCGCAGCAGGAUGUUCAGCGUGCUUGGAAUUUGUUAAGUGACCAUGCCGAGUCUCUUUUGCAACCCCAUUCGGUAGGUCGUUCACGCACGACAGUUCCUGGUCCCACAUGUGUUGCCACAGCGCCCACUAAGGUCGAAAGACUUCAGACUGUGUUGGAGCGUCGCCUCCGUCGCACCCUGCGACGUCUGGCAGAGCUGCAAAAGACUGAUGCUGAUUGGAGCUUGGCACGUAAAGUGCUGAAUGCGCUGCCGUACUUGCAAAAGCAUUUUCCUGAGCUCACUGAGGUUCAGAAUCUGGACACAAAUCUUAUCGCUGUCCUCGAGCAAUGCUUGCAGAAAGAAAUAUGUGCUAGUCGGGAAGCUCGGCUGCAGUCCUGGAAGCGUAAAAUGGAGGAAGACGAGUCUUCCCUUGUUCGAUGGGUGAAAGGAGCUGACAAGGUUUCUUGCUUUGCCACUGACGACUCUCGGGUCCCGGUGCACCCACAGCGCAAAGCCGAACAUUUUGCAAAUUUUUGGCAGAAAGUUUGGUCCCCGCCUUCCCUGGCUCAAGAAGAGGCUGUUGACCCUUUCUUGGAUUGGAUCCCGCCCGGGGGUUUUUCUUGCUCAGAGCCAAAUUUCACACCUGCAAAUCUCAGAUCUCAGGUACGAAAAGCUGUUGGCAAGGCCCAUGGGCCUGACGGUUGGACGGGUGACUCAUGGUCCUUGUUGCCCAUGGGUUUCUUUGAUGCCUUGGCCAAGUUGUGGAAUGUGGUUAUGAAAACGGCGCGCUUGCCAUACCAGUGGCACUCAGUUCGUUGCGUUUUGAUUCCCAAAGAGGUCGGACUCCGACCCAUCAGCAUUGCAACCCUUGCCUGGCGAACUGGCAUAGGUGUCCUUGCUCAGCAGCUGGCUCAUUGGAUUGAUUCAUGGGCCCCUGAUGAACUUGUGGGCGGUUUGAAAGGCCGAUCUUCAGCUACUGCGCAUGAACAAUUGCAUGAGAGCAUAGCUUGGCCCAAGGUUUUUGGAGCUAAGAUCGACAUUGCCAAAUGCUUCGACCAUGUCGAUGUUAAGCAAGCUCUUCGUGUCUGGUCCAAGUUGGGGGCACCUCACACUGUGGUGGCUGUCCUCCAAUCCUUUUAUGACAAACAGACGAAAACCAUGGAAUGGUUAGGUUCUUCCACUAAACCUUUUGGUUGUUCUCGAGGCCUUUUGCAGGGUUGUCCCUUGAGUUGCGGUCUGCUAGCCGGCCUGAUGACGGUGUGGUAUUGGCACAUUAAAGCCAGUGCACCCCAAGUCUGUGUCUCUGUUUUUAUUGAUGACAGAACCCUGUGGAGCUCCGAUUGGCGUCAGCUUUGUCUGUCACUCGAAGCGUCCAGUAGGAUUGAAGAGGCUUUGGGCUUGAGUCUGAAUCACUCCAAAUGCGAGCUUUUUUGUAAGUGUUCUUCAUUUCAGCUCGUUUCAGUGAAACGGUGGAAUCAUGAGUCCCACCGGAACUGGAAAGUUUGCAGACAAUUUAAGCUCCUUGGUGUCCACUACUCUCUCUCCAAGCGUCGGCGCACACCUGUAGAGGACACUGUGACUCGCAAGGUUUCUGCGCGACUGCGCAGACUUCGGACCGCAACCAGCAACCAGAGAAACAAACGCAAGCUCACGCGCAGUUUGGUGUUGUCUUUGUUUGCUCAUUCGGGGCCGUGGACAACUGUGUCCAAAAAGCUCUUGAAUCAGUGGCGUAACACCAUUGAGCAAACCAUCAUCGGCCGUGCCGUGCCGGGCAGGUCUCGUUUUCUGCUUUGGCAGUAUUUAGGUCCGGAUCUUUGUCCUGAAUUCGCGUUGGACAGGCGGGUAGUCUUUCAUGAGCUUUGGAAAGUCAGACGUGCUGUCUCAAGUUGCUGUUCCCUGCUCGACAUCGAGCAGGUGUGUGCCGCUAUGCCCCAACCUUCGACCUCUUACCGAUUGGCAGAAGUUUUGAACAAGUGGCAGGGGGACCUUGAUUUGGCAUUUGACGGGUUGCCGGCAAUCAAAGAGGCCAUGAGACACGCAUGGCUGGCGUACCUUUGGAGAAACGAGCCCCGCGCGCAAGAUGACGCGGAGGUUUGUCAACGUGUUUUGCCAGUCUACCAGGGACUGGAUCAAAACAUUUUUGGCGCUGAAUCGGUUGCUGUUUUGAAAGCUUUCAUUGCUGCGACUCAUUUGCGCGUAGAUCUUCUGUUGGUUUGCGAUAACCUUGCAGUCGUCAGACGUGUGAAGCAAAUCCAAACGACGGGAUAUUUGCCUCAGUGGGCGCCGGGCCUGUGGAAGGCCUUAAGCUUAGUUUGCUCCACCCACGAAAUUGCGUGGGUGCCUUCGCACGAUAAGCUUCUUGAUUGGACCCCGUCCCUUGCUGGCCACAUGGCUGAGACUUGGAGACUCCUCAACAAGCGAGCCGACGCCAAAGCUCAGGAACAGGCCGCUCGGUCUGUGCACGAGCUUCUUGAUUGGAAAUUUACCUUUGAUGCUGCAGUGGCCUGGUCUGCUUCAGCGCUUGAUAGGCAGCGGAGUGCUUUGCGGUUCCUGAGGCGCCUCAUCGCUCCUUCCGCACCCAGCUGUGAUGUUCCUUCUGUUGGCUUGUCAGCUUGA
Messenger RNA from Durusdinium trenchii, 6894 nucleotides. The record is from the annotation of a GenBank genome assembly. Lineage: Eukaryota; Dinophyceae; Suessiales; Symbiodiniaceae.